AUGACCACACCCAGCGGGGAAGCGGGAAUCCCCUUAUCCUUCUUCGUCGAGCUAGUGAACGCCAUAGCGAAGAUAAAGCCGCACAGGGCGUCGGAGAAGCAGCCACCGGACACCCGAUACCUCGAUACACCAGCAUACAAGACUUUCAAGCGAUGGGUGGCAGCUCUGUAUGACCGGCAUUCGCCAAUACCACCAGAUACUACCACAAUCGUGUUCCGGUUCCUGUUCCCGGAAGAAGACGGCCGUCGGAAAUUUGGCAUGCAAGAGGCUCAUUUGGCCCAGCAUCUUGUCAGAGUACUUGGAGUGUCAAGCGCUACGGAUGGUAGGGGAGAACGGCUCAAGAACUGGAACGAUGAGGGUGCUAUUGGAUGUCUUGGUGACGAGGUUUCCGCCGUCAUGGCUGCGACGGACCAUUCACAAGCUUCCACCACAGCUGUCUCUCUCAACCAGAUUGAUGCGCUUCUCACCGAACUCGCAUCCAAGUGCGCUUUCUCGGACCACUCUGUACGCGCCUCAUUCUCCGUGGCUGCCCCCGGACGGACCCGGGAGGCUAUCCUGACCUCUAUAUAUGCGUCGUUGACGCCUGCGGAGGGUGCGGUUGUGACUCAGAUCAUCUUGAAGGACCUUCGACCUCUGCUCUACCCGUUGCCUCUGUCCGCCACCCACUACACGGCUGCGUUGCUGCAGUACAAAAGUAAUGCGGUCACGAUGCUCACCAAGGAGGCCGCUAUGCACGCUUGGGAUCGCACUGGCCGCAUGUCGCUGAUCUUCAAGAGUCGGGCGAACUUGGAGGAUGCUGCGCGGACGUUCGAGAGCCUCAAAGCCGGCGAGUCGCUACCUGCGCCCGCUUUUGGAACCCCAGUCCAGGUCGGUGGUGUGUGCAUCCCCAAAUGUGUCAAAGGCCAAGGCGCAGCUCAAGCAUUGCGCGUCAUGAAGGGCGCGGAUAAGGUCUGGGUUGAAUCGAAGUAUGACGGAGAACGCGCACAGAUCCAUGUACGAGUCGAUGAGGACGGUCUGCCUUGCAUCAAGAUUUUUAGCAAGAGUGGCAGAGACUCUACUCUCGACCGCGCAGGUGUCCAUGGGAUCAUAUGCGAUGCCCUAGGUCUCCCCCGACCAUCGAGCAUGUCUGCGGGCGGAGUCAGGCCAUCCACGGGAAUGGAACCUUCAAUCACGAAGGACGUCAUACUUGAAGCUGAGAUGGUUGCGUUCUCGGAGACACUUGGUCGUAUCGACGAGUUUUGGCGUAUCAGAAGUCUUAUUGCUAGCACCGCCAUAGGGGUGCGUCAUAGGACACCCCUUCCAGUGCUUUCUUCUACUCAGGAUAUGAUGAAUUCUCAACAGUCGCUCGUCUCAAAUGGCUCGGAUGGCGGUACCCGACACCUCGCCCUGGUCUUCUUCGAUAUACUCUUGCUCAACGGUGUCUCGCUCCUUUCAAUCCCCUACGCGGAAAGGCGCAACAUCCUCGAGCGAACGCUACAUCUCUCCCCCGGAUAUGCAAUGUUUGCGGAGAGAACCUGCAUCGAUAUGAGACACACAGAUGCGGAGGAACCGCUCAGAAGAGCUUUCGCGAGCCUCAUCGCUGACCGUCAGGAGGGUGCCGUUCUCAAAGCUGACGCAGCUACAUACAAUGAGAGACGGUGGCCUUGGGUCAAGCUUAAGCGUGACUACAUCAGCGGUCAUGGUGAUACCGUUGAUCUCGUCCUCGUUGGUGCGUCUUGGGAGAAAGACCGAGCUCGGGAACUGCGUGUGCCACCUGCCGCGUACACCACGUUCUACUUUGCGGCGCUAGCGAAUGCCGAUAUGAUCAGCACGGACCCAUCCCACAAGCCUUGUUUCGAAGUCAUCUUCAACUCGUCAUAUGGAUUGAGCCGCGAAGGGCUUGAAGAGCUCAAUUUUAUGAUCAAGAGCUCUGAUCCUAUUCCGUGUCGACCUCAGCAAGCCAUCGAGGGAUUGCCAUACAUCUAUAAUCUAUCCCCUAGACUCUCUCCUCCUGCAGUCUUCCUCCAACGACCGCUCUUAGCGGAGCUCUUCGGUGCCGGCUUCACGAAAGCACAAGGCAAUAUGUUCUAUGAACUGCGCUUCCCCCGCAUAUUUAAAAUCUACCGCCCCUCCGACCGGCCAUGGGUUGAUGGCACGAGCCUUGCCGAGUUCCAGCACAUCGCUCGUGAAGUCGUCGGUCGCGAUCGUCCAGGCAAGGCGGAGGACGACUGGGUCAAGAGGACGUUCCGUCCAGACGAGCCGACAUCCCCGGGCGUGCGCUGCCCGAGGAAGCGCAAGCAGGUGGAGACGCUAUGGAUCGAGAAGCUAGAGGUGGUCGACGGAAAGGCGAGUGGGAGGGGUAGCCCAACGAAGAGGGCGCGGAUUCAAGGGCCAGCGCCGACGCGCAAGUCAGCAAAAACGGAGAAUGUGGCUCAAGGGCAGAACGCAGAGAACUUGGACAGGCUUGGGGGCGCCAAGGGUCUCAGCGUGAGACUCGGAUCGUCCCGGCUAGGCUCCGUGACCAAUGUAGCCGCGUCCCAUUCUCCCCUGCGACAGACGUCGGGGCUCACGACAUCCUCGCCUUCGCCUUCGCCUUCGCCUUCGCCUUCGCCUCCCUCCGCCCUGGAGCAUAACCCCGCGCAUCAAUCUGCAGCGUAUCUACCACAUCCAGCAAAUGGUCUGAAAACACCCCAGUCUUCCCCUCGUCAGGCAGUAUUACAAGACCCUUUCCCGCCUUCAAAACAGUCACAUGGAGUCAUUCAGAGGAUGGCCACAGAAGCAAUUUCAGAUGAUUCCCCUGCUCUCCCGCCGUCUACGUCCAAGCCGCGGUCGGGGAAGGACGGCUCUCAGGUGGUUUUAUCCGCGAUCCCCUCUACACUUCAUCAGUACCUACAAGAUUCCGUUGUCUGGAUGGCGCGACCUUCUGGGACCCCUCGCCCACUGUGGAGAGCCCCGUCGCAUGCGGUUAUACCCACCGGUAGCCAUGUCAACACCCUUGACGCGGUUGCCGUUGCUUGUGGCUGGGUUGAUGUCGGACCCUGUCACUGGGCAAGGCGGGGCGUCAUCUUCAUCGACGAUUCUGAAUGCGACCAGGGAUGCGUACCUCAGGUACUCGCGGAGCUUGCGAAGCGUAGGGCGGUACUGUCGGACGAAGACAACGCGGGGAACGUGCGACCUAUUCUCGUGUUUUCCACGAAGAUGUUAGCCUACGAUGUGUUGGAUCGAGCGUUGACGGUGGAGGAUCUGGAGGCUCGUGCAAUCUGUAGGUUCGGUUGAACUUGCAGGAACAAUAUCCUUAUUCCAUCAUAUAUAUGCGGACGUCCCUAAGCUGGUCCCCACUUGGGUAGGAUCGUCGCUAAC
This is a messenger RNA of Dichomitus squalens LYAD-421 SS1, 3339 nucleotides long. RefSeq lists its product as uncharacterized. The record is from RefSeq and is a predicted model, not a curated record. Gene Ontology annotation, cellular component: DNA ligase IV complex. Gene Ontology annotation, molecular function: DNA ligase (ATP) activity; ATP binding; DNA binding. The coding region runs from base 1 to 3255 and encodes 1084 amino acids. The transcript is spliced from 11 exons. Lineage: Eukaryota; Fungi; Basidiomycota; Agaricomycetes; Polyporales; Polyporaceae. Gene Ontology annotation, biological process: double-strand break repair via nonhomologous end joining; nucleotide-excision repair, DNA gap filling; DNA recombination.